Messenger RNA from Leptopilina heterotoma, 2379 nucleotides. RefSeq names its product brahma-associated protein of 60 kDa (gene Bap60). The transcript has 7 exons. Lineage: Eukaryota; Metazoa; Arthropoda; Insecta; Hymenoptera; Figitidae. Gene Ontology annotation, biological process: regulation of transcription by RNA polymerase II. Gene Ontology annotation, cellular component: SWI/SNF complex; nucleus. The record is from RefSeq and is a predicted model, not a curated record. The coding region runs from base 166 to 1665 and encodes 499 amino acids.
AGAAUUCUUGCGCUUGUCAUAUAUUCAGAUUUUCAUCUACCCAACCAUAUCCGUUACGAAAACGAAGCCUACAUAGGUUAUUUUUUAAUGUUGUGACUUUUGGCUUUUUUAUCCACAUUUAUGCCUAUAUCCAUUCAUAUUUUUACUGGUUAAUAAUAAAUAAACAUGGCGCAGAGAUUUCCUGUGCCAAACACGGGAAGCAAUGGCCCACCUCCGCAACGCUAUCCACCUCCGUCAGUACCUCCGAAUUUGCGUCAAUAUUCGGGACCAAAUUUUCCGAUGCAACAAAGAAGUAGUUUUACACCGCCUCCACAAAUGUCAAAUGCAGUUUCCGGACCUGGUGGUAUAAUGAGGGGAAAUCCACCAUAUUCAGGAAUGCGCCAAGCACCAAUACCAAAUCCUCCAGGAGGAAAGAGAAGUAACGAUCAGCGCAUUCCAAUGUCCCAACAAAAACCGUAUUUUUGGAACAGUGAUUUUUCACAUUCCACUUCAAAGAAGAAGAAAAAAUUGGCAGACAAGAUUCUACCGCAAAAAGUACGUGAUUUGGUGCCAGAAUCACAGGCGUACAUGGAUUUACUUGCAUUUGAACGUAAAUUGGACGCGACAAUAAUGCGAAAGCGUCUUGAUAUUCAGGAGGCUUUAAAACGUCCAAUGAAGCAAAAACGUAAGCUUAGAAUAUUCAUUUCGAACACUUUUUAUCCGGCCAAGGAACCUGGUGAAGGCGAGGAGGGCUGUGUAGCCUCCUGGGAACUUAGAGUCGAAGGAAGACUAUUGGACGACAGUAAAAACGAUCCCAACAAGGUGAAAAGAAAAUUUUCGUCCUUCUUCAAAAGCCUAGUUAUCGAACUAGAUAAGGAUUUGUACGGUCCUGACAAUCAUCUAGUUGAAUGGCAUCGCACAUUAACAACUCAAGAAACAGACGGUUUCCAAGUAAAGCGACCAGGAGAUAAAAAUGUCCGAUGCACUAUUCUUUUACUACUUGACUAUCAGCCCUUGCAGUUCAAGUUAGAUCCACGUCUAGCGCGAUUACUUGGAGUUCACACGCAAACACGUCCUGUUAUUAUUUCCGCUUUGUGGCAAUAUAUUAAGACACACAAACUUCAGGAUAGUCACGAAAGGGAAUUUAUCAAUUGCGAUAAAUAUUUGGAGCAAAUCUUUGCUUGUCCUCGAAUGAAAUUUGCCGAAAUUCCGUCACGUUUAAAUCCACUACUUCAUCCACCGGAUCCUAUAGUCAUCAAUCACGUAAUUAGUGUGGAAGGAACAGAAACGAAACAAACUGCAUGCUACGACAUUGACGUGGAAGUCGAUGAUACAUUAAAAACUCAAAUGAACAACUUUCUACUAUCAACUGCGAGUCAACAGGAAAUUCAAAGUUUGGAUAAUAAAAUUCACGAGACAGUUGACACAAUAACUCAAUUAAAAACUAAUCGUGAAUUUUUCCUAAGUUUCGCAAAAGAUCCACAACAAUUUAUCAAUAAAUGGAUAAUAUCGCAGACAAGAGACUUAAAAACAAUGACGGAUGUUGUUGGUAAUCCGGAAGAAGAAAGGAGAGCUGAAUUCUAUUAUCAACCUUGGGCUCAAGAAGCUGUUUGUCGAUAUUUCUACACAAAAGUACAACAAAAACGAGCGGAACUUGAACAGGCACUUGGUAUAAGAAAUUCAUAAAUACUGAAAUAACAACGAAAUGUCAACAGUAUUUUCUACUGGCAUUCAUUGAUUUACAUAAAAAUUUUCCAAAGGAUGGAAAUCAUUUUGCGUUUUAUUUUUCAAGAUAAAUGUGUCAGCUGAAAAUAUUUAUUUAGCUAUUUUCUAAUUGAAUUGAAUGAAAUAAUAAUCUGAUUGAAUAAAAAAAAAUUGAUGUGUGUCAGUAAUAAAAUUUACUAUAAUCUGCUACUGUGAACGAUCUUAUUCUAGAUUCUCGUAUUUUUUAAAGAAAUGUAAAAUAUAUAGGAAACUUUUUAAUUUUAUAAAAUGCAAGUUUUUCGCGUGUCAAGUAGUUAAUUUCAUUUCAUAAAAAAAUCAAUUUACUUCCUACAAUAAUUUUUUUUAUUUGAGGGGGAGAGAUUCUUGUUGAAACAAUUAUAGUGACAUUAAAAGAAAAACAAUUUUUUUUCCCACUAUAUUUUGUGAUAAAAGGAGACUUGAGAAAAAUGAAUUUGGUAACUGACGUUAUAAAAAAAAAUUCUUUGACUAUUAGAAUAAAUUAUAGAAAAUCUGACAGUUGAAUAAAAAUUUAAUUAUUCGAAAAUUUUAAUUCUACUUAAAUUAUGAUAAUUUUACAAUUACUCAAUAUUAUUUCGGAUUUUCUUUCAGUAGAAUAAAAGAAACAAUUCUGUACAAUUGUACAUGAAGUAAAAAAAUAUACGUUUAUGUCCAGUA